AAUGAUAUAGCAAAAUGGGAUCAAGAGAAUUUUGAGGCAUUAAAGGAAACGUUAAAUCAAUUCAUACCCCUUAUUCAGUUUACGGAAAUUUCUCCCGCCGAUUUUUUUGAUAAAGUACAUCCUUAUAAGGCUAUCAUUUCAAGUCAAAAAUAUGAAAAGAUUGUGGAAUUUUAUUGUAAAGAGAUCUUAAAGAAAGCGGCGAUCUUGCCGUCUCGCGUGGGAAAACUAGCAUCAACAAUAAUUAAGCCAAAGUUUGCGACUAUUAUUGCUAAUUGGAUUGAGAAACUAGAUUCGAAUGUUUAUUCAUUUAAUAAUAAAUAUAGGUUUAAUAUGAUUUAUUCAAGCGGUCUGAGUGCACUUGAUUGUAGGACAUUUCACAUUAGAUGUAAUCGGCAAGGACCAUUUGUUGUAUUGAUAAAGCUUCCAUCAAAAAAGAUCUAUGGAGGGUAUAAUCUGGUUGGAUAUGCAUUAAGAGAUGGUCAAUGGUUACUUUCUUCGGACAGUUUUAUCUUUUCUUUUGAAAAUGAUCAAGUUACACAUAAUAUGCGAAUGGGUAGAGUGUUUAAUACGCAAAGAUCAGUUUAUGAGCAUUGCAAUAAGGAAUUUUUUAACUUUGGUAAUAAUUUAUCUAUGAAAGAACAAAAAAUUUAUCUUCGUAACGUUGGAAAUUAUAAUAAUGUUUGGGAUAAUGUUAGUUUAAUUAUUGAAAAAAUUGAAGUCUUUAGUGUUGUUAAAAAGUAA
Molecule: messenger RNA, 741 nt
Organism: Funneliformis mosseae
Lineage: Eukaryota; Fungi; Glomeromycota; Glomeromycetes; Glomerales; Glomeraceae
Source: the annotation of a GenBank genome assembly